This is a messenger RNA of Colletotrichum acutatum, 1273 nucleotides long. Its product is annotated as short chain dehydrogenase. The transcript has a single exon. Gene Ontology annotation, cellular component: intracellular anatomical structure. Bases 230 to 1132 code for a protein of 300 amino acids. NCBI's taxonomy places the organism in Eukaryota, Fungi, Ascomycota, Sordariomycetes, Glomerellales, Glomerellaceae. Gene Ontology annotation, molecular function: oxidoreductase activity, acting on NAD(P)H, oxygen as acceptor. The record is from RefSeq and is a predicted model, not a curated record.
UAGCACCCCACCGCCGCACGGCGUCCUGUCACCCCCUCCUCCGGCGAACGACUUCAUUCAAAACCCCGUCCGUACCGAAUUUACUCUAGACUUGGGCAUUGACAACCGUCUUACCAUUCCUCACCAUAGAAGCCUUUUCAAAUCAAUUUCCGCAGCUCGCUCAAUAACCUCAAUCGCCUCAUUCAGACAUCCUCACAAGACUUACACUCAACGAGUUCCACCAUCCAAAAUGGCAGACCAAACCCCCCGCGCAGACCUUACAAAACGCCAAAUCCCCUUCAUGACCCUCGCAACAGGCGACACCGCCACCCUCCCAGGCGGUCCCGCCCGCACCGCCUCCGCGUCCGACACCCCCGAAUCCCGCUUCGCCCUCCCCGGCACAGCAGUCCUGACAGGCGGCACCGGUGCCAUCGCCCACGCCGUCGCGCGCGCGAUGCUCCAGCACGGGUUGACGGGCCUCAUGCUCCUCGAUCUGGACGUCUCGUCCCCUGCCGCGGAGACCCAGAUCGCGUCUCUUAGGACCGAGUUCCCGUCGACAAAGAUCCUAGCUAGGAGCGUGGAUGUCACGGAUGAGGGGGCUGUUAAGGAAGCUAUGGAGGUCGCGGCGAGCGAGUUGGAUGGGAUUGAUUAUUUAGUCUGUUUUGCGGGGGUAGUAGGGUGUCACCAUGCUCUCGAAAUGUCGGCCUCGCAGUUCCGGAGGAUAUUGGACAUCAACACCACGGGCGCCUUCAUCUGCGCGCAAGCCGCGGCGCGCAUCUUUGUGAAGCAGAAUCGUGGCGGGCGGAUUGUGUUCACGGCGAGUAUUUCUGCGCACAGGGUGAAUUUCCCGCAGCCGCAGGCCGGGUAUAAUACGAGUAAAGGCGCGCUGCUGCAGUUGAAGAGUAGUCUGGCGGCGGAGUGGGCGCGGUACGGGAUUACGGUGAAUAGCGUGAGUCCUGGGUACAUGGAUACGGUGUUGAAUGAGGGGGAGGGGUUGAGGGAGGCGAGGGAGGUUUGGGCGGGGAGGAAUCCGAUGGGGAGGAUGGGGUUGCCGGAGGAGGUUGGGGGUGUUGUUGUGAUGCUGUGUAGUCGGGCGGGGAGUUAUUUUAACGGGAGUGAUUUGGUUGUUGAUGGGGGUGGUGUUGUGUUUUAAAAGGUGGGAUAUGGGGAUAAUGGAUUCUGUGUACAUGGCUGGGGAAUGUGGGAAGGUGGAGGGUUUAGAUGAUAGACUAGAGGACGACCCGUCAUGGAUCUAGACGCAUUGAAGUAUAUUCUUAAAAGGUUUACAUUCGGC